AUGCCCAUUCAAGGUGUCAUACCAAUUCUAACUUCUCACAACCAACUCGGCGAUUCUAACUUCUCACAACCCAACUCUAACUUCUCACAACCCAACUCUAACUUCUCACAACCCAACUCUAACUUCUCACUACCCAACUCUAACUUCUCACAGCACAACUCUAACUUCUCACAACCCAACUCUAACUUCUCACAACCCAACUCUACCUUCUCACAACCCAACUCUAACUUCUCACAACCCAACUCUAACUUCUCACAACCCAACUCUAACUUCUCACAACCCAACUCUAACUUCUCACAACCCAACUCUAACUUCUCACAGCCAACUCUAACUUCUCACAACCCAACUCUAACUUCUCACAACCCAACUCUACCUUCUCACAACCCAACUCUAACUUCUCACAACCCAACUCUAACUUCUCACAACCCAACUCUAACUUCUCAUAACCCAACUCUAACUUCUCACAACCAACUCUAA
Molecule: messenger RNA, 477 nt
Organism: Bolinopsis microptera
Lineage: Eukaryota; Metazoa; Ctenophora; Tentaculata; Lobata; Bolinopsidae
Product: DNA-directed RNA polymerase II subunit RPB1-like
Exons: 2
Coding region: 1-477 (158 amino acids)
Source: RefSeq, a predicted model, not a curated record